GAAAGUCCAUUGUGUCAAGAAAAUGAGGGGUUUGUCUGCGUUGGCUUUUGGGUUGGUGAUUUUGACCUUGAUCAGUGCAUGCCAUUCAGAGGCCAUACCAUGCCCCGAGGUCACACUGACUUUGCUGCCCUGUCGGCCGUUCUUGGUGGGUACUCGCCCUGACUAUCCAGGAUUCUCCUGCUGUCUCGGUGUUCAAAGACUUAACCGCGAGGCUUCCAUGACCAAUACCCGCAAGGCUCUUUGUCGAUGUUUUAAGAAGGCUGCUUCAGGACUUCAUGUUGAUGUCGACAAAGCGAAACAGCUUCCCCAGCUUUGCAAUGUCAAUAAUCCUGUACCCAUUGACCCCAACGUGAACUGCAACAAAUUUCAAUGAUCCCCACAAGAGGUUUUGGAUGCCAAUAAAAUAAAGUCAUAAACUUGAGGAUGG
Juglans regia (Persian walnut) is the source of this 427-nucleotide messenger RNA. Its product is annotated as non-specific lipid-transfer protein 2-like. Gene Ontology annotation, cellular component: membrane. The coding region runs from base 23 to 373 and encodes 116 amino acids. The transcript is spliced from 2 exons. The record is from RefSeq and is a predicted model, not a curated record. Gene Ontology annotation, biological process: lipid transport. Gene Ontology annotation, molecular function: lipid binding. NCBI's taxonomy places the organism in Eukaryota, Viridiplantae, Streptophyta, Magnoliopsida, Fagales, Juglandaceae.